This is a messenger RNA of Paramecium sonneborni, 617 nucleotides long. The record is from the annotation of a GenBank genome assembly. NCBI's taxonomy places the organism in Eukaryota, Ciliophora, Oligohymenophorea, Peniculida, Parameciidae.
CUAUUUAUUAAAAUGUACCCAUAUGCUCCUCUUGGUGUUUCCUUUGCCUCUCCAAUAGCAACAUCAGUUGUAAGACCUGGUCCAAGUAAAAGUUAAUAUAAUUAUUAAGUUUCGUAUGUAUAACCAGUGUCAUAUGCAUAACCAAUAACAUAUACCUAACCAAUAACCUAUGCAUAACCAGGUCCAGCAACAAUUAAAGGAGAAUCUAGAUAUGAAUAUGUACCAUAUUAGAAAUCAGUGGUAGAAAUGGAAGAAGAAUAGAGAGUAGUGAAAGUAGUUUAUUAUAUAAAAAUAAAGGUACCGAAAUAAAAGUGGGUGACUGAUUAUUACCCAGUGGAAUAUCAAAAAGAAUAUAUACCAUAAGUCACAUAUGAAAAAUAAGUUGAUUAUGUUCCCGUUGAAAAAACUGUACCAAGAGUGGAUUACUUAGAAAGAGAAGUAAGAAGAAGUUCAUUUGUUGCUCCUAUUAAUCCAGUUGCACCUAUCACUUAUGCUUCACCACUCUCAUACAGUGUUGCUGCUCCUAUUGCUCCGGUUACUACCAGCUAUGUUGCACCUGCAUACAGCACAGUCUAUAGAUAUUGAAUAUUACAAUUUAAUAAAAUACCUAAAUUCAC